This is a messenger RNA of Trypanosoma grayi, 1089 nucleotides long. RefSeq lists its product as hypothetical. Bases 1 to 1089 code for a protein of 362 amino acids. The record is from RefSeq and is a predicted model, not a curated record. The transcript has a single exon. NCBI's taxonomy places the organism in Eukaryota, Euglenozoa, Kinetoplastea, Trypanosomatida, Trypanosomatidae.
AUGGUGGCCACGCUGCAUCACAACCCUGUUGCACGGAUCACCAACUUUUACGAGAGCAGUUUCAGGCAACUUAGCGACAUCCAACAGAAGCAGACAGGGUUGCUCAUUGGGGCUGCUGUUGCUGAUGCGGCGGCGCACGCAUUCGAGGGCUGCACGGUGGAGGAAAUUGCCGCCUUUGCGGCGGAUCAGGCCAAGGCGCAGGGAGACGUGAUGGCUGAGGAGGAUCCGCUGGUGUUUGCGCAGGCCGGCCCCCGUCGUGAUGGGCGUCGAGGCCACCCAUUGGGCCCGCUGCGGCACCACUCCUACACGCACCUCUUCGCGUCGCAGCUGCUGCGCGUCAUGGCAUCUUCCCGGGGUGAGUUUCCGGUGAGCUACGUGAAGGAUGAAUGGGUGUCGGCGGCCCGCACCCACCCCGAUUGCUUCGCCAACGAGCACGCCUCUCUGCUGCACGUGCUGGGCGUUGUGCUGCCACUACCGGUGAUUUACCCAUGGGCCGACGACGCGACGUUGCGGGCGUACGCAACGCCUUUUAUUGACUUUCUCACAGAGCCGCCGGCGGGCAACUUUGGGGUGGACUCACGCAACGCUGUGCGGGAUUACACUCUCUCUGCGCUCGGCGUUGCACUGCGCUGCCUGCAGAGCAUCCCCGAUCCGUACCGCAACGCCGCCUUCAUGGCGGUGCCAGGGACAGCGGACAUUUUCCCGGAGGACGUCGCGUCCUUUUGCCCGGCGCGAGCGCAUGACAACGCACUGCCGAAUGCCGCGCCUAUUUUUCCAUGCGGCGGCGGCGGCAGUGGCAGUAACAGUUGCGUACUACCGGCCCGCGCUCUGGUGCAGGACGUUCGUGUGGUGCGCGAGGGGCUCGUCGUGGCGAGGGGUGCACGCACCUUUCCAGAUGGCGUCAAAGCCGCUAUUCGUCUUGGUGGGCCCGUCUGCCAGCGGAGCAUCAUUGUCGGUGCCCUGCUCGGCGCGCGCAUGGGUGUGCGCCGCAUUCCGCCGAAUUGGCUCAACGCCACGCCGGAUUACAGCCCCCUCGUCACCAGGGCGGUGGAGGUGGCGCAGUGGAGUUGGAAUCCCCCGCACCAUUAA